Caenorhabditis auriculariae is the source of this 2184-nucleotide messenger RNA. The record is from the annotation of a GenBank genome assembly. NCBI's taxonomy places the organism in Eukaryota, Metazoa, Nematoda, Chromadorea, Rhabditida, Rhabditidae.
AUGGAUUUUGAGCUCGAACUCGCGAUGAGGAGCUCAUCGAACGAACCCCAGCAAGACACACGAGUCCUUCUCAGGAAAAGGAGACGAGAAAAGACGCCUCUCGGACUGACACGCGUCGACGCGUGCCUCGUUAACCGUCCAAAUCUCCAUAAAACCUUCAAUUCCUGACGCACCAAGAUAUAAUCUCUUGUCCUCUCUACCUUGGCUCGAGAACGGGAGCUUUUUAACCACUUUUAGUGUAUUGAGAAAAAAAAAGGGUUUCUACAAAAUAACAUUGCAAACUUUUCACGAGAGAUUUUCCGAAAUAUUCCGUUCAUAGGUAGGGACCGCAGACAGAUUUUCAAAAAAACUUUUUCAGCAUUGAGCUUUGUAUGGUUUGAUAGCUGUUUCGAUUCAAAACUCAGAAUCGUUUAGUUUUUCGAAAAAGAUUGAAAAUGAAAAAAGUUAUGACGAAAAAUGUGGCGCGCCGCGCAUCAUUUUUUAGUACUGAAAUUUUGGUAUUAUCCGUUUUAGACAUUUUUCUUGAUUUUUCUUCUAGAACAAGUUUUGAUACUUGUCUAUUGUGAUGUAAGAAAUCAUAAUAGAGUGCUAAAAUGGUGAGUCUUCUACCAUAGGGCAUCAUAAUCUUCAAAUGGAAAUUUUCAUCAAAUUUGAAGAUUUGAACGGAAGGAAAUUGUACUCGAUUUCAUUUCUCUUCUUCAGGAGUCGUGAGUCAGAGACGAGUAAUUGAGUUUGAAGAGCACGAAAAAUCGCGAGUUUUCGUAUCGUCGACGACGACUUUGUCCAAAACACAAUUUCCUGAGCAGAUUUAAAGUCAAGACUUUUACAAUUAUCGUCAGUCUCUGAGCCUCACUUUUCUCUUUUCUUUUUGCGAAGAAACCGACCCCGCAAGCGCCUUGUAAGAUGCCACAAGCACACGCAAGUUCCAUGUUUGGCGAGCAAGUGCUCAGCCGCGCAGGUACACAAGUCGGCGGGUAUGACGCCAGCCGGUAAGCACCGUGCGAAGGUAAACUCACAGGAAAUUCGGUUGCUCAACACUGGAUAUAAGUUUGCACCACUACUGGCUUCUGUGUGUUUAUAUACAAAAUAUAUAACCCUUGUAACUUUUAUCCUUAUUUUUUUCAAACGAUGGCACCUAGGUGCUGAUGGCGCAACACACCGGAAGCCGGACGACGUCUGAAAGAACGCCGAAAAAAAAACAUCUGCGCCUCUUGUCGGCACAGCUUCCGUGUGUCGUCUCCUUCUUGCACAACCGACAGUCUGACCAUCUCUUUUCCAUGUUACCGAUGGUUUUCUCUUUCACAGUCAAUACCGACUAGAAUGGUAGGAAAUUAAGGCCGCGACGGGGUUUUCGCAGAAUGUUAAGAAUAGAAGCAUGAACUGUACUAGGUAACUGACUUCUUUUUUUUUGCUUUUCUUUUCAUUACUUUCCCGGAUUAUUAUGUCUAGGAAAAAUGCCGAACUUCUUGAAUACAUUUUCAACAAGAUAAUUAAUCGGUAAAUGAAGAAAUCAGUGUGAAAAAAAUAACUACAUUUAUUUUUUUGGCGGGACAAGUAUUUCAAAUAUGUAGGGGCUUGAAAAAAAUCGGCAUUCCAAAUAAGCCAAGUAAUUCCAUAAAUUCCACAAGUAAGAUUUUUCAAGUAUUAAGUUCAUACUUUAAGUUUUUUUGAAGUGUCUGGUCGGAUUUUCUGGGGUUUUACUUUCAAUUUUAAAUUUUCGAGUUAAAUUUUUGUACUAAUAAUUUUACCGUGCCCAUAUUUGAACACAAGUCUAAAAAAGUAGAUGUCGUGGUUUGGUAGCGUCUUGAAGUUCAAACACUGACGAAAAUUUUAUUGGAAGAUUUUCCAACUCCGUGCAUUAAUUAGCUGGUUUCUCAUCUUUUCUUUGCCCCAGGCUGUUUUCCGAAGAGAUUUAUUUUUCUCCUCUGCCUUACAUUUUUUUGGAACUUGUAUAAUUUUCACCAAUUUUUUUUCCUUUCCAAAUAUAUUGAUCAGCCAAGGUUACUCUUUCUUUAGAAGCCCGUCAAAGUUCUCGACUUGUUGACGUCAGCCUUGACGACAUCUGUCUUCGUCAUUCCGCCGCUUCUCCUGUCUCCGACUGCGGGCGAGCUGCGGAACAUCUGCGGUCUCCCACUGUGGAGACCUUCACGUCUUGCAGCUUCGAAAAACCCCUUCAUUCUGUAA